AUGUUCUUCCAGACCGCUCUGCUCGCUGCGCUCGCCUCCAGCGUUGCUUCACAUGCAACAUUCCAGGACUUCUGGGUCAACGGCGUCGACCAGGGAGCGUUCUGCGUGCGUUUGCCCUUGAGCAACAGCCCCGUCACGGACGUUACCUCUACCGAUCUUGCAUGCAACGCCAAUGCUCACGCUGCAUCCGGGAUUUGUCAAGUUAUGCCCGGAGACAGCGUCACAGUUGAGAUGCACCAACAAGCUGGUGACCGCUCGUGUGCGAACGAGGCCAUCGGUGGAGACCACUUCGGACCAGUUCAGGUCUAUAUGGCGAAGGUGGAUGACGCAACGACGGCGGUCGGAAGCUCGCAGAGCUGGUUCAAGGUCGGCGAGAUAGGUCUCCCCAGUAACAACCCCGACUACUGGGGAACCGAAGUCCUCAACGACAACUGCGGCCAUUUCACUGUCACCGUCCCCAAGGACAUCGCCCCCGGAAACUACCUUCUUCGCGCCGAGGUCAUCGCCCUCCAUGUUGCAAGCUCCGUCGGCGGUGCGCAGUUCUACAUGAGCUGCAUCCAAAUCAAUGUCGGUGGUAGCGGUACCGCGAAGCCCUCUGGUGUCAAGAUCCCCGGCGUGUACUCCGCGUCCGACCCCGGCAUCCUCAUCAACAUCCACCAGACCCUUGCGUCCUACACAAUUCCCGGCCCGACCCCCUACAACUCGCCCUCGCCCGUUCCCGUCGCAACGCCUUGGCCUACGACUGCUACCUGGAACACCGCGACUCAGCCGUCGACCGUCCCCGCACUCCCGCCCGGCUCGACCUCUGCUGCUGCUCCGCCGAGCCAAACCAGCGGUGCCGCUGGUGCUGCCCAGACUGCUUACGGCCAAUGCGGUGGUACGGGCUGGACUGGCCCGACGGCGUGCGCUUCCGGUUUCAAGUGCAACGCGCAGUCGCAGUACUACGCCCAGUGUGUCCCAGCCUGA
Messenger RNA from Peniophora sp. CBMAI 1063, 966 nucleotides. The record is from the annotation of a GenBank genome assembly. Lineage: Eukaryota; Fungi; Basidiomycota; Agaricomycetes; Russulales; Peniophoraceae.